AAUUCCUGAGAAAACACUGACAUCAAACUGCUACUGAAUAAUUAGUGUGAAAUCCGAUCUUUUUUGGAUUUCACAAUUUUACAGAUGCAAGUGUGUACAUCUAAACAAAACAUGAAUCAAAACUAAUCAUCUUCCUGACCCACUCCAUGUGAGCGUGUUGUCAUCUAGCAAUGUUGUCCCCAACCUAACCAACUCUAGCUUCUGCAUCCUGUCAUGUGACUUCCUGUAAGUCACAUUUUGUCUCAGUCUGGACCGAUGAGGCAACUGCUCCACCUGCUACAUACUGACAGAAGGCUGAUUGGCCCUUUUCACUUCCACACGAUGCCUCCAGUCAGGCAGUGAAAGGAUGGGUAGGGUGCUCGUCGCGGAAGUAGCAUCUUACUGUCCGUAGCUUGAACUUUCAGGAGUGAGUGAGGUGUGUUGGUUCUAAAGCGUCAACCAGAGGAAGCACGGGGGAUGGAGGACCAGAAAAAUCCUACAUUUGUGAGACUCUUAUCAGAGGAGAGCACUCGUUCCACCCUGUCCUCAGAGUCAGACCACGAGAUCUACCAGACAGAGAUAUCUGACCUGCUGCCCAGCAGACAUGGUGCUGUGGACGCCCCUGAGGCCUGCGAGGGUGCUCCUGGGUCGGUGGAGGACUUUAACCACGGGCUCCUGCCCAAAGAACCCAGAGACAAGAAGACUCUGCAGUCACUCAGAAACCUAGCCAUGUGCAUGCAGGGGAAGAGAGGAACCAGAGAAAGGAGGAAGAUGCAGAUCAGCAACAUCGGUUUCUGGGAGUCCUGGAGGCGGAGCCAGAGCAUCAACGGGAAAAGGGUUUGGAAUCAGAUGGGAGAGGUGGUGGCCAGCCUGUUGCCGUGGCGACACACACUCCACAAACUCCAAGGGAGGUUUGGAGUGGGAGUGAAGUCCUAUUUUGUUUUCCUCAGAUAUCUGGUUUACUUAAACCUGCUGCACUGCGCUCUCAUCGGGGGGUUCAUCCUGGGACCUGCUCUGGGUUACGGCCAAAACAUCAAAAGUUUGAUGUUUAAUGAAACGGACUCCAUUUUGGACGUCUUCCUUGGAACGGGAUUUCUGCACCGUUCUCCUGUGUUCUGGGGCUUCUACACACAAGGCUCUUUGAGACUGGCCUGCCUGAACACCCCUCUGCUGUACGUGGCUGGCAUCCUCUCCGUCUUCCUCCUCAGUCUCAUCAUGGUGGUUCGCAGGACAAUGGUCGGCUACAAGCACACCUGGAUGCUCAGGAAGCGUUCCAGCGUGAACGUGAGCUUUAAGAUCUUCUGUGGGUGGGACUUCAACAUCCAGGAUGCUUCAGCUGCUGCUCUGAAGCACAGCUUCAUAAGAAACGACCUCAAGCUGUUCCUGGAGGAGCAGAGCUUCUCCUUGCGUAAAGCUCAGAGGACACUUGGACAGAAGGUGAGUCUCUACCUGCUCAGAUUCAUCCUCAACCUGCUGGUUUUAUCUCUGCUGGCUGGAGCUUUUGGCCUCAUCUGGUUCUCCACGACGUCCCUCACAACGAGUGGAAACAGCUCCUGGUUGGCCAGACUGCUCCUACAGUAUCUUCCUCCCAUCACCAUUACAUUUGUGAACCUGCUCCUUCCUCACAUCUUCUCUAAGAUCUCGUCCUAUGAAGACUACUCCUUGACUGUUCAAGUCAACACAACACUUGUGAGGAGCAUCUUCUUGAAGUUGUCCUCCCUGGGGAUCUACUUGGUUUCUGUCCUAAGAUCGGACCUCAGUAAACAGAAUUCUCACUGCAGGGAAAACCAGUUUGGCAGAGAGAUGUACAAGCUGUGUGUCUUCAACUUCCUCACCACCUUCUGCAGCACCUUUCUCCUGAGCUACCCCAGGAAGCUUCUGCAGGAGAAGUACCCAGCAUCUCUGCUGGCUCGGCUGUCAGGGAAACAACGAUUCCUAAUCCCCUUGAAUGUGCUGGACCUGGUCUACAUUCAGACGGUGACCUGGGUGGGAGUGUACUACUGCCCUCUGCUGCCUCUGAUCGGAACCGCCACACUGAUGGCCACCUUCUACAUUAAAAAGUUCGGCAUCCUGCGGUGUUGUGUGGCGGAGCAGCAGAUGUUUCGAGCCUCCAGCUCCUCCGUUCUGUUCCACUUCAUGUUGCUACUGGGGCUCCUCAUGGCUGCAGCCGCCCUCAUCUUUGAUUUCUACCAAGUUGAAGACAGGUUUCCCUGUGGGCCCUUGGAAAAGGGACAAACACUGUUUAAUGUGACCGAGUCGUGUGUAAAAAGUCUCCCCAGCUCAGCCCAGGUCGCUCUGCACUUCCUGUCCUCGGCGGCCUUUGCCCUGCCUCUCAUCCUAGCUGAGAUCAUCUUCUUAACCUCGUAUGUGUCAAGAAGACGAGCCAAUCAGAAAGCCAUUGAAAGACUAAAGGACAUGCUGGUCAUGAUCAGCUCGGAUAAACGCUUCCUGGUGAAGCAGCACGCCACAAUGCUGAGAAGUGGAAGGAAUGCCAGCAGAGGCCGUGGUGCUACCAGGGACCAACACGCGCCAGAAGCACGUCCUUCACAGGAAACAGCUGGUUAACGUCCUCGUGUUGGACAACAGGACUGGUGAACGACGCAUUCACGAGCAGAGACGUGUUUUCCUUUUGCUGGUGCUGGAAGGCUUUCUACAGCCAGCUGAGCUUGAGCCCUUGAAUGUUUUUGUGCACAAACAGCGAAUGUCUGCUCAUUAAUGUCUAUGUAAUGAACUCCUGACAUCUUUAACACAGGUGUGUGUCAGUAGCAGGUCCGCUUCACACCUGAAGAGACUUUUAACGUCAUUCUGCUGUUUUUAUUAAAGUCUUUGUGACAAAAACACUUUUCUGAGUCUGCAUGUGUGUGAGGUCAUAGAUGAACGUGCGCUGUCAUGCUAUCUGCUCACAACAUAUGUGCAACAGCACAUGACUCAGUCCCCCCACACACAGACCCACACACACACACACACACACACCCACACCCACACACCAGAGGAUGCAUCCAAAGCCCUGUGAUGAAGAUCUAGCACACUUUAAUUUGGUGAUGAUUUUAGCUCUGGCAUGUUUGCUCUCUGAGAUCAGUAAGUUGCUUCUUCAGAUAUGGUGUUCUGCUAGUUAUUUACAGUCGCUGCUUGAACUCUAACCCUUUGCUCAGCUCGGCUCAUUGGGCCAGAACUAAAGCUGUCAAACCCAACAAUACUGUCUAACUGUAACUGAUGACUAACCGGCACGUACCUGCAUCCUAUGCAGACACACUCAGAUCAGGGGCAGACCAGUCCACUUUAUAGGAAACACUGUAGUCUUUAUUCCGAAGCAAAGAGACCUACUCGGUGUUAAAUAGCACACUACACCGUAAACACCGAACAUCGUGUGCAUAAGUGGACUCGUGGAUCCCGCCGUCUGGGGAAAAGACCUCCUACGUAUCACAACCAUCCCAGCACUGAUGUCACCUGAACGUCGCUGCAGGCCUGUUCCGUUGUCUGCAGAAGAGGCCUGCAGGCGGUCAGAUGUGCACCAUCUCCAAGCUGAUGUAUGCUGGCUGUUGUAAGGACCUGUUUUGUGUGAUGAUGCAGAAGCCCUGAAAGGCUUUUGGUGACACACACUCUGAUAUUUCCCCCCCGUGCUGCCCUGGAGCGUGCACAGUUGCCCUUUGGCCAAUUACAUCAUGACCCCGUCGUCUUGUUUUGCUCAGGUGGAAUUCAGCUUCAUCAGUGGAAAUGAGUUCACGAGGCAGAACCCAUCACACAGGUACCUGUAGCUCUGCGGUUCUGAUGAGGUACGUGUUCAGCUGCUGCUGGAUCUCACCAACACUGUAAAUGUGAGGGACAGUUACGCUUACCUUUGACCUUUGACCCUGACACUGAGUGCUUCAUGGCGAUGGUGGUGACGCUCACAUUGCCUGUAGCUGAUGGAGACAGCUGGUAUCGUCUGACCUCACUAGGUCCUGCUGGUGUGCUUCCCAGAAGGUCUUCUAGAGAAACACAACCACAGAUCUGUCAUCAGGUUGCUUCUUUUCCUCACAGCCCGUCUCUCAGUAUGAGGGACCAUGGCAUGCUGCACAGGAACUUGAGUGCGUCUUCCACACGGCGCCCUGUGAACCAACCGUGUAUGAGAUAGCGUGCACUACGCAGGACCAUGUGUGUUGCAGGACUGCAAAUACAGUGCAAAGCAGUGCUUCAGUUUAGGCCUGGCUGCAGGUGUUUGAGGUGUUUUUAGUCCCGCCGAUGUUAGAGCGACCCAGCCACCUGACCUCCACUCUCUUUCUGCUAUGCUAACCCUAACCCUAUCAGAGCGAACUCCUCAUUCUACUACCCUCCUCGUGCUCUUUGGUCUGCAGAUCAGCAGCAUAGAAAUACAUGUAAAUGUGUGUGUGUGUAUAUAUAUAUAUGUGUGUGUGUGUGUAUACCACACUACAGUGUUCACACAUCGACUGUAACAUGAAGGAAUGUUGUUG
This is a messenger RNA of Nothobranchius furzeri (turquoise killifish), 4430 nucleotides long. It is a transcript of the gene tmc8, whose product is annotated as transmembrane channel-like 8. NCBI's taxonomy places the organism in Eukaryota, Metazoa, Chordata, Actinopteri, Cyprinodontiformes, Nothobranchiidae. Gene Ontology annotation, molecular function: mechanosensitive monoatomic ion channel activity. The record is from RefSeq and is a predicted model, not a curated record. Gene Ontology annotation, cellular component: plasma membrane.